AUGGCCUACCGCGGAGGCGGAGGCCGGGGCGCGCCGGCGGGAGGAGGGCGUGGGGCCACGCGCUGGCCGCCUCCGCGCGCGUCUUCAGCGCCUCGCCCCGCCGCGACGGCGCCCGUGGUGGCCGACAACGCCACGGGGCCGCACCAGGGCGCCUACCAGCACGGCGUCGUCGUCCGCAACCCCGCGCCGGCGCCCUACGCCACCGUCCGCGCGCCUUCCCCGACGCCGGUCACCAUCCGCGCGCCCUCGCCCACGCCGGCCACCAUCCGCGCUCCUGCUCCGACGCCUUCGCCGGCCGCGGCCCGCGUCUCCGCCCCCGCUCCCGCUCCGCCGACCCCCGCGGCCGUCGCCAACGAGCUGGAGCACAAGAUCUUCAACACCGAGACCGUGCUGGCGCGUCCCGCCGCCGCGGCCGCGGCGACGCAGGAGGAGCAGGCCGAGGCGGACCUCGCGCCGGUGUCAGGUCUCACCCACCCCGCGCGUCCCGGCGCCGGCACCAUCGGCAAGAAGGUGAUGAUCCGCGCCAACCACUUCCUCGUUAACGUCGCCGACAACAACCUCUUCCACUACGAUGUUUCAAUUAAUCCGGAGUCAAAAUCAAGAGCUGUGAACAGGGAGGUACUCAGUGAGCUAAUCAAGUUGCACGGGAAGACAUCCCUUGGGGGCAAAUUGCCUGCCUAUGAUGGAAGAAAGAGUCUCUACACUGCAGGCUCACUCCCUUUUGAGUCUGAGGAGUUUUCUGUUACACUGGUUGAUCCCGAAAAGAAAGACAAAGAAAAGGCUGAAAGGGAGUACAAGAUCACCAUUCGGAUUGCUGGGAGGACAGACCUGUACCACCUCCAGCAGUUUCUCAAAGGAAGACAGAGGGAUAUGCCUCAAGAAACCAUCCAAGUUCUUGAUGUUGUCCUCAGGGAGUCACCAUCCUGGAACUAUGUCACAGUGUCCAGAUCCUUCUUCUCCACCACCUUUGGUCACAGAGGAGACAUUGGUGAAGGAUUAGAGUGCUGGAGAGGUUACUACCAGAGCUUACGCCCAACCCAGAUGGGGCUGUCACUCAAUAUAGAUAUAUCUGCAACAUCCUUCUUCAAGCCUGUGACAGUGGUCCAGUUUGUGCUAGAGUUCCUCAACUUACGUGAUGCCUCGCGGCCUCUGACAGACAGGGACCGUGUUAAGAUAAAGAAAGCACUCCGUGGGGUGCGUGUCGAAACAAACCACCAGGAAGACCAAAUCAGAAGAUACAAGAUAACAGGGAUUACUCCUGUUCCCAUGAGCCAGCUCAUAUUUCCUGUUGAUGAGAGAGGAACAAGAAUGUCAGUUGUUCAGUACUUCAUGCAAAGAUACAAAUACAAUUUGCAGUAUACUUCUUGGCCCUGUUUGCAGUCUGGAAGUGAUGCUCGGCCUGUGUAUCUGCCUAUGGAGGCGUGCAAGAUUGUUGAAGGGCAAAGGUACUCUAAGAAACUGAAUGACAAGCAGGUCACCAACAUACUUAGAGCUACCCGUCAACGUCCCCAGCAGAGGGAGCAAAGCAUUCGUGAGAUGGUUCUGCACAACAAGUAUGCUGAGGACAAGUUUGCUCAGGAGUUCGGAAUCAACGUCUGCAGUGACCUGGUCUCUGUUCCAGCCCGUGUGCUGCCUCCCCCCAUGUUGAGUUAUCAUGAUUCUGGAAAGGAGAAAACUUGUGCGCCAAGUGUUGGACAGUGGAACAUGAUUAACAAGAAAAUGAUCAAUGGAGGAAUCAUAGACAACUGGGCCUGUGUGAGUUUUUCACGCAUACCUCCUGAGGAGGUACACAGGUUCUGUUGUGAUCUGAUUCAGAUGUGCAAUAUGACUGGAAUGUCUGUCAAUCCAAGGCCACUUGUAGACAACCGAUCAGCUAACCCCAACCACAUCGAGAAUGCCUUGAGGGAUGUCUACAGGAGGACUACCGAAAUGCUUGGAAAACAGGGACACGAAAAACAGCUACAACUGUUAAUCGUAAUCCUACCUGAAGUCAGUGGUUCUUAUGGGAAAAUCAAGAAGGUUUGCGAGACCGACCUUGGGAUCGUGUCUCAGUGUUGCCUGCCAAGGCAUGCUGCCAGACCGAACAAGCAAUAUCUGGAGAAUGUUGCACUCAAAAUCAAUGUGAAGGUCGGAGGACGCAACACAGUUCUGGAGAGAGCUUUUGUGCGAAAUGGCAUACCGUUUGUGUCCGAAGUCCCAACAAUCAUCUUUGGUGCUGAUGUUACACACCCCCCACCUGGAGAGGACUCUGCAUCAUCUAUUGCUGCGGUGGUGGCAUCAAUGGACUGGCCAGAGAUCACCAAGUACAGAGGUCUUGUCUCUGCUCAACCACACAGGCAGGAGAUAAUUGAAGACCUCUUCAGUGUCACCAAAGACCCACAGAGGGGUAAUGUCAAUGGUGGCAUGAUCAGGGAGCUACUGAUUGCCUUCCGCAGGAAGACAGGCCGGAGGCCUGAGAGGAUACUCUUCUACAGGGAUGGUGUAAGUGAAGGCCAAUUCAGCCAUGUUCUGCUUCAUGAAAUGGACGCAAUCAGGAAGGCCUGCGCCUCAUUGGAGGAGGGGUAUAUGCCCCCAGUCACCUUUGUGGUUGUCCAGAAAAGGGAUCACACCAGGCUGUUCCCUGAUGUUCAUGGGAGGCGUGAUAUGACUGACAAGAGUGGGAACAUACUUCCUGGAAGUGUGUUUGAACUCAUGACCUGCCACCCAACAGACUUUGGCUUUUACCUGUGCAACAAUACCAACAUACAGGGAACAAGUUGUAAUUACCAUGUUCUUUAUGAUGAGAACAAUUUCACGGCUGAUGCGCUUCAAUCCCUGACGAAGAAGCUCUGUAAUACCUAUGCUCGGUGCGUUCCAGGACUCUCCACAGUGGCACCGGCUUUUUAUGCUCAUGUAAAAGCUAGAGUCUGUACUCGCCACUACAUGGAAGGGGACGGCUCAACUGGGGAACUAAAUAUUAAACUUCUUGGUGGUGGUGACAAUCCGGAUACUGGAAGGCCUCGUAAAAGGCAUCGGAAGGAAGAAUCGGGUUCUUCAUCUCAAUCGGCCGAUCACCCAACUUUGGGAGGCAACAGAAUAUCCAACAUAAGUAAUGCCGGUCGCGUCCCUUUUGUGGACUAUGUUAAAGCACAUCGCGAUAGUUUCAUCGUCAAAGUGAGAGUUCAGGACUGUACCUCUACAGUUGUAGGUAAACAGGAAGAUAGAUAUGAUUUUGACGACAUCGGUAGGGUACUCGGUAGUAGUUUUCUUAUAGCUUACUUUGACACACACAAAGAGAACUUGACGUGGGAAAGCCAAGAGUGGCUACGAGUCAAGAUGAUUUUGACAAGGAUAUCCAUGUCCUCGUAUUAA
Molecule: messenger RNA, 3351 nt
Organism: Triticum aestivum (bread wheat)
Lineage: Eukaryota; Viridiplantae; Streptophyta; Magnoliopsida; Poales; Poaceae
Product: protein argonaute MEL1
Exons: 24
Coding region: 1-3351 (1116 amino acids)
Molecular function (GO): protein binding; RNA binding
Source: RefSeq, a predicted model, not a curated record